GCAAGCGGUGGUGUGGUGGGGUCAGUCUGGAGCCGAGGGCCUCCUCCGGCCCAGCGACCACACGGCCGCCAUGGCGAGGGGGGGCAGCCGGGAGGAGGCAUCCCCACACGUCCCGACCUUAUUCGCGAGCUGUGCAAGGACUGUGGGCAAGAACAUGUCGAGGCUGGAGCAGGAGGUGUGGGAUUUGCCCACGACUGUUCUCCAACAACUGCUGCCGUUCCUCACUAUUUAUGACUUGGAGAGGAUCGAGGGGGCAGCGGUGAAGAAAGGUGUUUCAACUCAGACCCUUUGGCUACAACUUUGGAAGAAAGUAAUAGGGACAAACCCUAAAGUUAGAAAGAAACCUUUCAACUGGAGGCAAAAAUUCCUACAAACAUUCUUCCACUGUAUCUUGUGGGGAACAUUGGAUAUCUCAGAUGAUAAACGUUUAAAUAACUCUCGCUCUUCUGCCUUGGUUCUUGGUUGCCAACACGUAAAUAAGCUAGUUAUACGGAAUAAGCUGCAAGGAGUGAAAGAAAUCAUCAAUAAUCCAAACAUCUGUGGUCCUUUGACCAGCACGGUGCAAAAACUGGUGUUUCAACAUCUGCGGUCCGUGGACCAAACAUUACAACACUCUUUGCUGACUUUACUUCAUAGACUUAUUCAUUAUGGAGUUGUGAGGGAGGUAAUUUUAUCACACUGGAAUGAGCCACAUCCUGAAUUGCUGACUCUGAUAUUGAGGAUGAGUGCAGGGAAUUUGUGUGAGAAGGAAGAGUGUCUGAGAGCGGGUUCUUGUGAAAAGUACAGAUUAAAAGUGAACACUGAAGAAAUGGAUCCAACAAUUCAGAGAAACAUAUUGGACUCACAGUAUCAACAGGCAUGCUACACAUCAUCUGACUGUACAUUCAUUGAUACUGAAAGCCAGUGUGAUACAGAUAAAUGCAUGUCUCCGAGUACUAAGGAGUCUUCAGAGAAUCUAUCACCUCUAAAUUCGCAAAGUGUAACUUCUGAAAAUAUAUCUUUGGAGGGAAAUGGUAGAGUUAUGGGAAAGUCUGAUUGUUAUAAAGCACAUAAUUAUGCUUUUGGUUGUCUGUUGCCAUCUUCAAAAAGGCUUACUGAUAUGCAUGAUGAGGUGUCUGAAGAAUCGAGGAAUGCUUCUCAAACUGAAACAAAUGAAAAGGCAGAUGACCUCUAUGAUUAUAUUUUCAUGAUGGAUGGCAGUGAAUCUGACACUGAGAAGAACCUUUCGUGUACCGAUGAAAACCAAACUAAGAACAUUUCAAACUGUUUGAACAACAAUGAUUUAUUUGGUAGUGAAUCACUCCUCAACCACACUUUCGAGCUCCAUUUGAGGAACGUAUCAGUGUUGGAAAUUACAUCAAUACCAUUGUCCUACACUUCUUCAUUGGUGUUAUGCAAAUUGCUCCGCUCAUGGGUAUCGCUUCAGAAACUAGUUUUGGAAUAUAAUGGCUUGGGUCGUGCCAUCUUUCUGGUUCUAAAAGAACUCUGUGCCCUCUCACGCUGCCGUGACAGUAGCCUCUCCACUCUUGUACUAGCGGAUCAUGUCCUUCACCUUCCCGUGGUGAAGCUGGUGAAAUUCAUACUUAGUACCUUCCCCGCACUGCACAAGCUCCACAUAGACUUCCUACUGGAGGUAGAAAACGAGCCUCUGGAAGAUGAGAUGUUGAUGACCAGGGCAGAGAUGACAGUUUGCUGUUUGGAAGAUUUUAGUCUUAAUUGCACAAGCAAGACUCUGCAGGUGGACCACCUCUUGCCUGUCUUAAGAAAAUUAAAGUCCCUUAAACACCUCUGCCUGCGCAGGGCAUCGUUCAAAUCUCCUGAGGACCUCAGUAAAUUGCUGCUGACAAUCACAGACCACCUUUCUACAUUAGAAUCGCUCACCAUUCAAGAUGUGAACCUCACAGUUUGCUUGACGGAUGUUCUGGAUCUUAUGCGGACCGCCCCUCUCAAAGGUUUAACAUUGGAUAAUUGUCGUUUGUUUGAAAGGCAUCCAGCAGAAACUCUACCCAAAAUUAUCAGUGUGCUAAAGCAAAACCAGUCACUGACAUCUCUAUCUUUACCAGCGAAUCGAUUAGGCAACAAAGGUUUGCUGUCCCUCGCAAAAGUCUUCUCUCAGGAUUCUUUAUCGUGUAUCUCCUGCCUGAAUGUGAGUGCAAACUGUAUUGGAGGAGAUGGACUGCUUGCGUUUGCAAAGCUCUUGCUGAGCUCUGAAUCAGGCAGUGAGCUGGAGCUGAAGCUGAAAGAACUAAAUGUCAGUGAGAACCUAUUCUUCAAAGAUUCUGCACUUGCCCAAAAGGCACUUGAACUCUUACAAAACAAGUGUCACGUGAUCACAGCGCAGUACUUCACUGACCCAUUACAAGCCUUUGCUGACCAUGUCAGUAUGAUGUAGAUAUUUCCAGGAUGGAGGAAGAAACAAAUCCAGCGGCCUAGUGUUCAGCAAAUUACAAAUGGAAUAAAAAAGCCUUAUAAAAGCCGAUUGUUUUAAAGGAAUCCCAAACAUGGACUUUUUAUUAUUUAAAAAUCCUAUCCAUUUGCCAGAUACCCUUUAAUUGUAAAUAUAUGAAAGCUUACCAUUUUAUGGAAAAGGAAAAACAUCAGCCGGUAUUCCAAAUCACUGUCGAUUGAUUGAACUUUGCUGGAAAGAGUGCGUGGCCUUGAGAACAGGAUCAGACUUGUCCACGUCAUCUAUUUUACUGAAAAGUACUACUCAAUCUCACACUUGAAAGGCAACAAAGUGCUACCGGCCCUUGUGAAACCUGCUUCCAGCAGAACUUAUUGCCUUCAGGAGAGGAGCAAAGAAAAUUUGGCAAACCAAACAUUCAAAGGUUCAGAUUACAGGAAAGUUCUCCACUGAAAUGGAUAUUCUGAUAUCUCAAUACACAGUUCCAUUUGAGAAAGAGAGUUUUCUGGUCAGAUAUAACUCCUGUGAAACAUUGUGAAGAUGAAAAACAAGCAUUUUUAGUUGUGUUUUUAUGAAGGACUUUCAACCUACAGUCUGCUGUAAAGACUGAUCUUAAACUGGUAAAUUACCAAUUGAUACAUUUCACUUUGAUCCUAUUAUGCCAAACAUUACCAUUGUUACUUUUUGUAAAUAAAUAUUGAUAAUAAACUGUAGCAA
Messenger RNA from Callorhinchus milii (elephant shark), 3121 nucleotides. RefSeq names its product leucine rich repeat containing 41 (gene lrrc41). Gene Ontology annotation, molecular function: protein binding. Gene Ontology annotation, cellular component: cytoplasm; nucleus. The transcript is spliced from 10 exons. The record is from RefSeq and is a predicted model, not a curated record. The coding region runs from base 71 to 2392 and encodes 773 amino acids. NCBI's taxonomy places the organism in Eukaryota, Metazoa, Chordata, Chondrichthyes, Chimaeriformes, Callorhinchidae.